AUGACUUGGUCGAAGCCGUUCUUGAGACUCCGGGAUCAGCGACCGUGGCUGCUGCCGCUGAGGUCGUCGCAGUCUUUCAUCGUGACAACGAUUUCCCUGUCUAUGUUUACGAUAGUUCCCGUGAUGCCUAAUGCGUUAGUUUUACGAGCAGGGGUGGCAUUUGAAGACAGGGAGUUUUGGAACAGCGUGCUUCUCAUCUCGCAAGCCAUAGCGGCACUCACGUGUUGCCCAGUGUUCGGGUACAUGAUAGAUACCUCUGGAACGCGCCAGGGACCAUACGUAUCUGGGCUUGUGCUGUUGUUUGCAUCCACGGUGAUAUUCGCAGCUUCACACUCAGUAGCGUGGUACAUUGCCGCGAGGGUCCUCCAGGGAGCAGCAACGGCAAUGGUGUCGGUAGCUGGUCUUUCAAUUGUGACAGAUGCAGUAGACAGAGGGAGUCUUGGACAGAUGUUUGGGUAUAUAGGCACUGCUAUGACGCUGGGAUUCAUGUCCGGUCCAGUGUUGGGCGGAGUGGCUUACCAAGUUGGAGGGUUCUAUGCAGUAUUUGGAAUGGCUUUUGGAAUUGUUGCUCUUGACCUCUUUUUGCGACUUGCCGUUGUCGAGAAGAGAAUUGCCGAGCGCUGGCUAUGUUUCACGGAAGGUGAACAGCCAACUCAAGAGAAUGGCUAUAUGCCCGAGCAGCCGCCAUAUGGAACAAUUGGUGAUGUGCCCAAUGGAGCAACUGACGCACAGACUGCUUUGGAGAUUUCGAAGGGUACAUUCGCUAUGGGACAGCUUAUAAGGCAGCCACGGAUUCUCAUCAGUCUUUGGGCCGUCAUAGUUGGAGCACUUGUGAUUUCUGCUUUCGAUGCGACGCUUCCCAUAUUCGUCCAGAACAAAUUCGAUUGGAAUGUGCUGGGGGCAGGCUUAAUUUUUCUGCCCGGUGCCUCGGCUGCGAUUUUCCAACCAUUCUUCGGAUUUUUAUCAGAUCGUCUUGGAUCGCGAAUAAUUGCAUUUGUCAGUUUCGUCAUCCUAGCACCGACUUUGAUCUGUCUUCGCUUGGUCGAAGAAAGAUCAGCCACACAUGUCGCUCUUCUUUGUGUGAUAUUAGUUAUUGUCGGGAUUUGCAUUGAUCUAAGUGAGCCGGCCUUGCUUGUCGAAAUACAGCGUGUACUUGAUGAUAUGGAAGCCAAAACCCCGGGUGUUUUCGGUGGAAAAGGUGCCGUAGCACAGGCUUUCGGGUUGGAAAAUAUGGCCCAUUUUGGCGGUCUUGCACUGGGUCCUUUAGUGGGUGGAUUUGUUGAGUUCCGCUACGGGUGGAAAGUGAUGACUCUUGGGCUCGGGGUCCUGUCAGCGUUGACUGCAGUGCCUAUGUUAUGGCUCAGUGGUCGUCUGGAAAAGGUGUCAUGGACGGAGUCUGCCGACGAAGAAAUGGAGCGGGAACCACUGUUGGUCAUGAGGCCCAAGGCAGCCACUUUGAACACUUCAAAAGGAAGCAAGUUCCAGCCUCCAAAGAAUGACGCCGAUCCAGAGGAAAUUACCAACAUGAAGUUGUUUGGGAGAUUUCGGAAUUCCUUGUCAAACCUCUAUACUGGAACAUGGGCCCGACUGCCAUUUCACCACGCAAAAGGCAGCAAUGAAAGCAACCUCCAAAGAGGGAGUUACAUCUUUCCAGCGGAGUCAGAGCGCCAUGAAGCAACUAUCAUGGGGUUCCCAUCACGGUGCUCCCUGCCCCCUGAUCAAUAUCAUGCUGUCUGUAAUGAGUUAGCACAGCUGGCAUUGGCGAUUGCCGAGUUCGAACCCGUCCGUCUUUAUGUCCGACCUGAGGAUAUCCAAUUGGCCGAGUCCUUGGUCAAAAGCAAUGACACGGGCACGCCCAGGAUAACAAUCAUUUCGUGUCCAAUCAACCAUUGCUGGGUUCGCGACACAGGUCCGGUCUACGUUCGUGACACGACAGGAGCGUUUCUGAAUCGCCGUUUUGCAAUCAACUUCCGUUUCAACGAGUGGGGAGACAAGAAACCCGAAAACGAUGGAAUCUGCUGGGGUCAACAAUGGCCGUUGAUGGACGACCAAACAUUAAAAGAGAACACUGGUUUUGCACAGUGGGUGAUCGACCAUGAUCGCGAACCACUUCCUGUUGAGCGAAUCGACGCUCCAAUCCGUGCGGAAGGAGGCGGUCUGGUUACCGAUGGCGAAGGGACGCUCUUGAUUACAGAGAGUAGUAUUGUCUGCGAGGCACGAAAUCCUGGGAUGUCCAAGGCUGACAUUGAGGUGGAACUGAAACGGUUGCUCGGGGUUGACAAGGUCAUCUGGUUCCCCGGCCGGCGCAACGUUGACAUUACCGACGUGCACAUGGAUGCUGAGGCGAGGUUCGUGCGGCCUGGGGUAAUCGCUUACUCCAAGCCUCACGCCAUUGCGAUAGACCUGUGGCAGGAACUGUCUGCGGAGAUCCGGGAUAUCCUGGGUCGAGAGACAGACGCGAAGGGUCGGCGUUUGGAAAUCCACACCAUUGAGGAGCCAGACCCUCGAGGUUUGGUGGCAUCGGACCAAGAGUUAGCAGCCAGCUAUGUGAAUUUCUAUUUUGUCAACGGCGGACUUAUCAUCCCCAAAUUCGGUGACGCCGAGAGGGACCAAAAUGCCUUGGAGAUACUCCAGAAGUUGGUGCCGGAGCGAGUGGUAAGGCAGGUGUACGCUAGCGCGAUUCCCCUGACUGGCGGAGUGCUGCACUGCGUUACCCAACAAGUUCCAACUCUAUAG
This is a messenger RNA of Penicillium salamii, 2736 nucleotides long. The record is from the annotation of a GenBank genome assembly. Lineage: Eukaryota; Fungi; Ascomycota; Eurotiomycetes; Eurotiales; Aspergillaceae.